AGAGUACAGACCAAGGUUUUCUAUUGAGUAUUAUUAUUAUUAUUAUCAAUAAUAAUUGUGCACUGUCUACUGGAAAAACUGAGCAUUUUUCUUCUAAAAGAAAUUGUGGACAUUUUUCCCUUUUUUUUGAGCUGAAUCAUGUCGAAGAGAGUAGCUGAUAAAUAUCUCACGGAUCAAAACUGGGAGGAGGAAGAAGAGCCUCAGGAGGCAGGGGUUUUUACUCCUGCUGAUGCAGAUGUUCUGAAAGGAAGAGUUUUUAAAAAAGCAAGAAGAAGAGUGGGAGAAAAACCAGAGGGUUCUACGGGUGCUUUUUCUGGCUUCGGUGGCUUGAAGCCAACAGGUGUUGUUGGGUCAAAUGGUUUUAAAGGUUUUGGUUCAAGUUCUGGUGGUUUUGGAACAGCAGGGAAAUUCACAUUAUCUUCCAAAGCUGGAUUAACAACUGCCAUGCAAGGUAGUAAUGAUGGAAAAACUGUUGAAGUAUCAAGCAGUAAUAUAUCAGAGAGUUCAACUUCAGUAGCCAAGCCACCAGCUGAAGAUAAACCAUUAGAAACCAAGACGAAUGAAAGUAAACCAGCAGUAAAAGAGAAUUCUGGUGAAUCUGAAUACAACAGACAUCUAAGUGCUCUAAACAAAAGUGUCAGCCAAUGGAUUACGGAUCAUGUAGUAAAGAACCCGCUUUGUGAUCUGUCACCGAUAUUUAAGGAUUAUCAGAAAUAUUUGAGCGACAUCGAUGAUAAAUAUGGCUCGGGAAGUCAAUCUGAAUGUGACAGUUCACAAGGCUCUGCAGUUGAAAGUUCCCCAAGUUCAAAACCCACCCAAGAAAAAUCUCAAGCUAAAAGUUAUUUUGAAAUAAAACCAAUCACGCCAGCGGACACAACUACUUUAAUACCUACGGCUAAAUCAACUGUCACGUCCCCACCAGAAAACCCCUUGGGUGGAUUCAAACCCAGUGCCCCUUCCCCUUUCAAAGGGUUUGGUUCCUUCGCAAGCAGCAGUAAACCGGAAACGACCGGUUUUACAGGUUUUCAGUUUUCCUCAACAAUGGUUGGAGGUUCUAAACCAGUUGCUCCAGAUUCUACAGUAACUAAACCUCUGACAACUGAAGAAGAAUAUGUUCCUCCGAAAAACGACUCACAAGUUGUGACAGAGGAGGACGCCUUCUACACUAAAAAGUGUAAAUUAUUCUACAUGAAAGAUGGCUCAUACACUGAUAAAGGCGUCGGCCAUAUUCACUUGAAAUCUGUAGAAUCAUCAAGCAAAACACAGCUUAUAAUAAGAGCUGACACUUCACUUGGAAAUCUGCUGCUUAAUAUUCUACUAAACCCAGCUAUGCCAGUCUCAAAACAAGGGAAAAAUAAUGUCUCAAUAUCCUGCAUACCUAACCCCCCUGUUAGUGAAAGUGAACCAAACAAGAUUGUCCCGUUGCUAAUCCGAGUAAAGACGUCUGACGAUGCAGACGAACUGGUCGAACUUUUAAACCAAAAGAAAAAAGAAUCAGAGUGAAAAAGUUGUUUUCAAUCAUUUCAAAUACCAAUAUCGUAGUACCAAAAAUACCAAAAAUGUAUUCAAAAGUUCACGUUGCUCUAUGUUUCGCCAUAUUGUCGCAUUUAAUAGUUUCGUUCUGUGGUUAUAGUAGAGUGGGGGAAGAUGGGACACCU
Molecule: messenger RNA, 1658 nt
Organism: Ciona intestinalis (vase tunicate)
Lineage: Eukaryota; Metazoa; Chordata; Ascidiacea; Phlebobranchia; Cionidae
Source: RefSeq, a predicted model, not a curated record